UCAGGAAGGAUAAAAGGUUCUUUCCUCUGACAAAGAUUGCUGUCUCCCUGCUCAAAGCUUCUUCUUCUCUCUCUCUCUCUCCUCCACCGGCAAAAAGAGGUUUGUACAAUCUCCUUGAUUUUUGGGAGAAUGGGGUUGAAUUUGGUUGUAACAAACGCGCUUAUUAUUCUUCCAUAAAAUAAGUAAAUAACCACUCUUUCUGAAGCCACCAAUAAAUCCCCUUUUUGGGGUGUUCUUCUCUUCUUGGGUUGGGAAGAGAAACAGGAAAAAGGGUUGUCAUUUUGCUAUGGCAUAGUCUUCAUACAUGGAGGUGGAGAAUAUCGGUAUCCCAGUGAUCCUACAAGACUUGAAGUUUAUUUGUGACGAUGGCAGAAGGAACUCUAUCUCAGUGAUUCCACAAGAAAAAGAACUCAAUGGCAGUCACAUUAGAAGGCAUUCUAUAGCACUGGUUCCACAGGAAAUGGAGUCCACGCGUGGUGAUAUCAUUAGCAACUCUAUCCCUGUGAUCCAACAGGAAAUUGAGCCAAAUGGUGAUGAAAUCGGGAGGAACUCUAUUCCAGUGAUCCCACAGGAAAUCCAGUCGGAUGGUGAUGAUUUCAGAAGGGCCUUUAUUUUCCCACAGAAGGUGGAGUCUAAUGCUGAUGAGUCCGAUGAUGUUAGCACUAACUCAAUCCCAGUGAUCCCACAGGAGGUGGAGUCUAAUGCUGAUGAGUCCGAUGAUGUUAGCACUAACUCAAUCCCAGUGAUCCCACAGGAGGUGGAGUCUAAUGUUGAUGAGUCCAAUGAUGUUAGCACAAACUCAAUCCCAGUGAUCCCACAGGAAAUGGAGCUUGAAGGUAAUGAUAUAGGAAGGAACUCUAUCCCCGUGACUCCGCAGGAAAUAGAGCUUGAUGGUGAUGAUAUCAGAAGGAGCUCUAUUGGGGAAGUAGAUCCAGUUGAUAUACAAACUAACUCUACAGUAAUCCUACAGAAAAUUGAGUCCAAUGGUGGUGAUGUGAGAAGGAAUUCCAUUGCAGGUAUCCCACAGGAAAUAGAGUCCGAGGAUGGUGACAUCAGAAGGAACUCUAUCAUAGUGAUCCCGGUGGGAAUAGAGGCCAGUGGUGCUGAUGUCAGAAGGAGGUCUAUUGCUAGAAAUAUCCAAUCCCGUUAUCUCAGAGCUUCAAUGGGAUCUUGCCAUGAUUAUUGCAAAUAUGGAAUAAGGGAAGGAUGUGAAGAUGAGAAUUUGGAAAUAUCUCCUAUAGCUGGGAGGAAAAGGAUAUCCACAAUCAACUCUAAGCCUUCUCCAGAUUCUUUUGUCACAAAGAAAAGGGUCAUAUCAGUGACGAAGAAAGGAACUCCUUCUCCUAAAAAAGUUUCUAAGGAAGUUGGUGUUCCUAAGGAAGAGUCCAUUCAUUUGAGGAAAAAGCGUGGGCAAUUUGAGCCAUCUUCUGAGGUGAAAUCCCCAGUCAGUCAUGAGCCUUCUCCGGAUUCAGAAGCCCACAUACUUAACAAGUCUUUUGUCACAGAGAAAAGGGUUGUGUCAGUGACAAAGAAAGGAACUGUUUCUUUGGAAAAAGAGAUUGAUGUUACUAUGGAAGAUUCCAUGGAUUUGGGGGAGGAACCUGAGCAAUUAGAGUCAUAUUCUCUCCCAGGAUCAGUCCAAAGCCUGAGAAAUUCGAAAGUGAUAUCCACAGUCAGUCCUAGGCCUUAUCCAGGUUCUGCUGCUAUGGAGAAGAAAGUUAUAUCAGUGAAAAAGAAAGAUACUGCUUCUUCAAAAAAUGAAAUGCCUUCCUUAAAGGAAAUUUAUGUUUCUAUGGAAGAGCAAGGUUUACGUCAUAAAAGAAACAUUGGAACCAGAAAUAGCAAGGAAGCACCUGACGGUUCAAGCAGUGGAGGAAAUAGAAGUAUCAGAAACCAUAAUAGGAGGGCUUCUCUACCGGGUGAGAAACAGACAAUGGGGCUGCAACAUGUUUCUUUGUCUUCCAAACACUUCAAUAAGAGAGACUCCAAUGUGAAUACCGGAAGCUCUUAUAACCUCAAGGGGUUGACUCAUCUGAAAGAUCAAAAUGAUCCCGGAAAAGUUGAACCUCAGCCUCCAAGUGAUAAAGAAACGCCAGAAAAGAUUUUGUAUGUCAUUGAAUCAAGUACUGAGAAUGGUACCAUGGAAUCAACUCCAAAUGGUGUUAGUGUUCCUGAGCCAUCACCAUCCUCAGCUGUAUCUGUUGAAGGCAAAGGCAAAAGCUUGAAGCAUGCAAGGAAGGGAACUGGCAGAACUGGAUCCUCUCCAUCCUCUGAGAAGAAAAACUUGAAACGUGUUGUUAAUGGAGCUGAUUCUCGAUUAGCUGGUCCUUUAGAUCGGGAUAACAAGGGGUUGAGAAGAACUCGACGUGGUACUCCAGCAUCUUUAUCUCCAUCGUCAUCCUUAUCAUCCAUGUCCAUAUAUUCAUCUGACUCCACUCAACAUAAAGAAAAUGGUGCCCACUCUCAGCAUGAUAGAAGUAAAAAUGUGAAGCCAAUAGGAAAGUCGAAGGUGCAGCACAAGACUACUCCUCGGAGGGCUGCAAUUGUUGGCUCUGGAAACAAAAACAGUGUAUCCCGGAAGCUGACAUUUCAGAGAGGUAGGGUGAUUGAACUUCAGCCUGAGAACAAUACUCCAAGGAGACUCAAAUUCAGGCGAGUAAGAUCGGCAAUGGAGGUUCCAAACAGUAAAGGCAGUAUCACAAGUGGAAGAAUUGGGAGGAAGGAAGUUGAUGACAUCCAGUCAACUGGUGCUGGUAUCAUCAAAAAGGGAAGCAAUGUGAGGAAGGAAGUUGGUAACAGACAGUCAAGUGGUGCUGGUAUCAAAACGGUAAGCAUUGUGAGGAAGGAAGUUGGUGAUACCCAGUCAAGUGGUGUUGCUAUCAAAAGGGGAAUCAUUGGGAGGAAGGAAGUUUAUGACAAUCAGACAAAUGGUGCUAAACUCAAAUCCGAGAAAGUUGUUCUGAGAAACCAAGAACAAGUUGAAGUUUCCUCAAGGAAGAGCUUAACGAGGAAGGGGGUUGCUGUUGGUCUUUUGAAUGGCAUCAGAAGCAAUCCUGAGAAAGUGGUUUUGAGACACCAAGAUGUAAAAGGAAAGAAAGGUGAUCAGAAAUUGUUCAACAAUGUGAUUGAAGAGACGGCCAGCAAGCUUGUCGAAACUAGGAAGAGUAAAGUCAAGGCCUUGGUUGGUGCUUUUGAGACUGUGAUCUCUCUUCAGGACACCAGACCAGCGGCAGCGGCAGAUGCAUGUUGAUUUUAUCAAAUACAUAUAGCUUUUCUGUACAUGUUUGAAAAGAAAAAGAAAAAAGAAAAAUAAAAGAAAGUGAUGAACAUAGUAGUUUUGGAGGUGACAUGGGAUAGGAGUCACAAGAAUCUGUGGAGGUGUAGAGGCAUAGAUGGAUGGAAACAGUCAAGGUGAGAAAGUUGUCUGAGUUGGGAUGUUAUCUAUUGGUUUGCCUAAAGGGUGGAGUGUAUUGUUAUAUUCUAUAUGUAUUUUCUAAUUUUGUUGGUGUAGUUUUUGCUUACGGAAGGCCGGAUCUGUGCUUGUGAAAGAAGAGUUACAAAGCUUGAUUCUUGAAAA
Messenger RNA from Rosa chinensis, 3577 nucleotides. RefSeq lists its product as uncharacterized. The record is from RefSeq and is a predicted model, not a curated record. Gene Ontology annotation, molecular function: calmodulin binding. Bases 305 to 3250 code for a protein of 981 amino acids. The transcript has 2 exons. Lineage: Eukaryota; Viridiplantae; Streptophyta; Magnoliopsida; Rosales; Rosaceae.